Molecule: messenger RNA, 520 nt
Organism: Clarias gariepinus (North African catfish)
Lineage: Eukaryota; Metazoa; Chordata; Actinopteri; Siluriformes; Clariidae
Gene: rplp2a
Product: ribosomal protein, large P2
Exons: 5
Coding region: 123-470 (115 amino acids)
Biological process (GO): cytoplasmic translational elongation
Cellular component (GO): cytosolic large ribosomal subunit; ribosome
Molecular function (GO): structural constituent of ribosome
Source: RefSeq, a predicted model, not a curated record
CUUUUUCGAACCAAUCAGCUUCCUGCACGCUCCUUCAUACCCACAACAUUUCGCUCAUUUCUUCCUUCUCUGUCAGGAAACUGCAGCGUGUCCAACGUUUCGGGUCUUUCACAGACUUAAAAAUGCGUUACGUGGCCGCUUACCUGUUGGCUGUGCUUGGUGGUAACACCAGCCCCUCCGCCAAGGAUAUUAAGAACAUCCUGGGGAGUGUAGGAAUUGAGGCCGACGAUGAACGUCUCAAUAAGGUCAUCAGUGAAUUAAACGGCAAGGACAUUAAUGAUGUCAUGAAUGCAGGCCUUUCCAAGUUGGCCUCCGUGCCAGCAGGUGGUGCUGUGGCAGUCUCUGCUGCUGCUCCUGGUGGUGGGGCUCCUGCAGCUGGAUCAGCACCUGCAGCGGAAGAGAAAAAGGAAGAAAAGAAAGAAGAAUCUGAAGAGUCUGAUGAAGACAUGGGCUUUGGCCUCUUUGAUUAAUCUUUCUUGUUUUUCAUUAAAAACAAUAAAAAAAAAUUUGGAAAAAAAAA